Messenger RNA from Cottoperca gobio, 3674 nucleotides. RefSeq names its product nucleoporin 58 (gene nup58). Lineage: Eukaryota; Metazoa; Chordata; Actinopteri; Perciformes; Bovichtidae. The transcript is spliced from 14 exons. Gene Ontology annotation, cellular component: nuclear pore. Bases 370 to 2163 code for a protein of 597 amino acids. The record is from RefSeq and is a predicted model, not a curated record. Gene Ontology annotation, molecular function: structural constituent of nuclear pore. Gene Ontology annotation, biological process: nucleocytoplasmic transport.
AGGUUAAAGAGUAAGAUUACCCAAAAUGCAAUAGUAUUCGACAAGCACCAGGCGCGGAAUAGGAAAAGUAACACCAUGCGAGGAUUCAUCCUUUUAUAUUUGGCAGUUUAAAAAAUCUAAAGACAUUAGAAAGGGUGUGAAAACAUAACACUGCAACGGAAGAACUCCGGAUUUAACAUUGGCGUUAUUUGAAAAAGCCGACAUUUUGGUCUGGUCUUUUAAAAGGCAAGACCGCGGAUUUGGCCCUCACGCGGGCAUCCUUCAAAGCUAGCGUGUUAGCUGUGAUGCUGUGUUGCUCGCGGAUCGUCUUCAUGAGUGGCUGAAGUCCAAAUAAACAGUUUGUGUUAAAUGUGUGCCUCCUAAGACAACAUGUCUGGCUUUAACUUUGGAUCAGGGACUCUUGGGGCCGCCAACACUGGCGGGGGAUUCGCAUUUGGGGCUGCAAACAGUGCACCUCCGGCCAAUGCUGGUGGCUUCUCUAUGGGGACUGCUCUUGGUGCAGCAGCCACAACCCUUGCCGCUGGCACCACCGGCACCGCUCCAUCUCUUGGUCUAGGAGGCAGUCUCUUUGGUCUGAAACCUACUGGAGGAUUCUCUUUCAACACACCUGCCUCAAACGCCGUUGCACCCACAGGCCUUACAUUGGGUGCACCAGCCCCUACUGCUGCGUCCACUGGCUUUAGCUUGGCCUUCAACAAGCCCACCGCUUCAGCAACACCAUUCUCCCUAACUACCACCUCAUCAGCCCCUGCAGGGGCAAGUUUAUCAUUUGGCUCUGUGCUGACAUCCGCAAUGCCACAACAGCAGCUUGCACCCGCAGGCUUCUCCCUUGGCCUAGGUGGCACAACAACCGCAGCAGCAGCAGCCUUAAUGGGCCCAUCACUGGGCGGAAGUCUCUUCUCCAACAAUUUGGCUGCAGGUUUGGGUCAGACCACUCUUGGAAUGGGAGGCGGGUUAACGUUGGGUUCUCUGUUAGCUGCCUCUACAGCAGUAUCGGUGGCCCCUACCCCCAGUGUUGGCCUGGGUGGAGUCGACUUCAGCACUUCCUCUGAGAGUAAGAGCGACACAUUAUCUGGAGCCAAUGCAAAGGACAGUAAAGCUUUGAAAGAUGAGAACCUGCCACCAGUUAUAUGUCAGGAUGUCGAGAAUUUUCAAAAAUUUGUGAAAGACCAGAAACAGGUUCAAGAGGACAUCAGCAGGAUGUCAUCUAAGGCCAUUUCUAAAGUCCAGGAUGACAUCAAGACCCUCAAACAGCUUCUCUCUGUCAGUGCCAGCGGUCUGCAGCGCCAAGCUCUGGCCAUCGACAAGCUAAAGCUGGAGACAGCGCAGGAGCUAAAAAAUGCUGACAUAGCACUACGUACACAAAAGACUCCCCCUGGACUUCAGCAUGAGAACACCGCUCCAUCAGAUUAUUUCCGUAGCCUGGUAGAGCAGUUUGAGGUGCAGUUGCAGCAGUACCGACAGCAGAUAGAGGAACUCGAGAACCACCUGACAACACAGAGCAGUGGCUCCCACAUCACUCCUCAGGACUUGACCUUGGCAAUGCAGAAGUUGUACCAGACAUUUGUUGCACAGGCUGCCCAGCUCCAGUCUGUUCACGAGAAUGUCAAGAUCUUGAAGCACCAGUACCUUUCCUACCGUCGGGCCUUCCUAGAAGACUCUACGGAUGUCUUUGAGUCCAAACGGGCGUCUAACAGGAAGUGGCAGAGUACGCCGCGAGUCACGACGGGGCCGGCCCCAUUCUCCAGUGUGCCCAACGCUGCAGCGGUUGCCAUGGCAGCCACGUUGACCCAGCAACAGCAGCCAACUCCAGGGACCCAGGCACCCUUGGGGGCAGGGUUCGGAAACCCCUUUGCCUCGGCAGUUGGCACUAGCUUGGGCUCUUCUACCCUUGGAGGUUUUGGUGGUGGGCCAGGAUUUGGUGGGGUGGGGACGGGGGGGUCUUCUUUUGCCUUCUCCUCCACCAGUAAGCCCACAGGAGGCAGUCUGAGUGCAGGUUUUGGUAGCAGCAGCAGCUCAGGCUUUAAUUUCAGUAACCCUGGCCUCAACCCCUCGGCCGGCCUGACCUUUGGCGUGUCUAACCCAGCUGCUGCGGGCUUCGGCACAGCGCCCCUUCUCCAGCUCAAGAAACCCCCUGCUGGUAAUAAAAGGGGCAAGAGAUAAAACCAUGGAAAAGCAAAACCCUGUGACUGACCAGCUUGCGGUUUGUAGCGGUAAGGCCUGGUCUCCCAGAAGCAUAUACGUGCUAUAAUAAUCAUUACAUCAUCUACAGAACAAAGAAAAUGUAAAUCUGAGGAAAUCAUCCAGGUGGGAUUGAGCCCACCAUAAAACAGCUACACAGGAUCCCCCAUUUAAAAUCACACGGAGGUAUAUACUGAACAAACGUUGAGAAAAAGAAAAUCCUAUUGACCAACAAGCGUUAUCUUUUUAACAAACAUUGAUCUGUAUUGUCCACUGAUUUUAUUCCAUUUCAUUUGAUUCAAAACGGCCACGUCCUAAACCAUUAUGACCUUUCAGUUGCUACCAAAUGUUGCCCACGUUCACGUGUUCCUAUUAAAUUAAACAAUUCAGUUAUAUCACUUUGGUCUUAUUAAUACUCAGCAACUGAAUAAAUGUACUAGACAGUGGAGUGUAUGGAAAGCUUUAAAAUGAUGUUUGCAUAAUUUUAAAUAUGAGUUUGAUCAUUUGCAUUAACUCAAAAAUGCUGCCUGCACAUUAUAACCUGUAGCGCUUCAAUGCUUUUGGGAAUGCCAGCCAUGGACAGAGCUAUGUCAGGUGCAAAUCGUUGAGUUAUCUGUCAGGAUUUCCUUUUGUCUGAAUAUUGUACAAGAUCAAUUUGUUUUUCUGCUUUGAGGUGGACAGUGCAGUUGCUUCACUUGUUACACAAACUGUCAAAUGCAUAACUGCUCUUGAAAGCCUGUCGAAUGAUGGUUUGGCCCAAGUCUCGUCCAAUAGAGAGAUAAAAAGAGAGAAAUGUAUGUGGUAAUAGUUGAUUUGAAACCGUGUAAUCCCUGCCCGAAGGUGUUGAUGGGGAGUAAUCUCUGAUCCGAGAUAGUUUUAUAGGCACAGGAGAGUGUCCAGGGUGGGUUUUUGGGGAAGCACAGCUUUAUUUUUGUAUCCAGAGGAGAAAGAGAUGACAUUCGGGAGGGGUAAAAGUCCACAUAACCUGUGUUGUUUUUAAUAGAUUCCAUCCUUAUCAUUGUUUGAUAAUUACUUUUUUAGACACAUUUAGCCAAGAACUUGGGAGAGGAAACUCUGUUUGUAUUACAUAACUCCCAUUAAAGUUAAGUUAGUUGAAUCUGAAAGGGAUUUCACGAGCAGGUUCUACAUACUCAAUUUAUACUUUUACUAGAUUAAAUGUGCACUUGCUAGUGUAUAUAAUCUGACAGUGAUUGUGUGACUGUGCAUGUGUGCCUAUUGCACAAGUAUGAAUUUGUCUAUGGUCUAUCAUAGUUGCUGACUUAUUUUGAAUGUUGGGGGUGGUUGGUGGGAUAUUCUGCUCUUUAAAAUUGUCUGUCUGUUUGGUUACCAAAUACUGGUAGUUGUACUAUUAUUUUCUAAUCCCAGUCUGUGUAAACCUGAAUUUUCAAGAAGCUGUUUAUUAAUAAAAUCUUGAAUAUGAUGUUUUGCCUGUUUAAGGCAUCACUUCAAUAAAUGUGUAUGUUGACACAGAA